Messenger RNA from Rosa rugosa (rugosa rose), 939 nucleotides. RefSeq lists its product as uncharacterized. The transcript is spliced from 3 exons. The record is from RefSeq and is a predicted model, not a curated record. Gene Ontology annotation, molecular function: RNA-DNA hybrid ribonuclease activity; nucleic acid binding. The coding region runs from base 1 to 939 and encodes 312 amino acids. Lineage: Eukaryota; Viridiplantae; Streptophyta; Magnoliopsida; Rosales; Rosaceae.
AUGAAUGGAAUAUGGAGCUUUAAAUUUCUUGAGAUUGAAGCUCGAACUAUUCUUUCCAUACCACUUUCACGAAGUGGAGGACAAGAUAAGUUGAUAUGGCACUAUCAUAAAAGUGGAAGAUUUACCGUUAAAUCCGGCUAUUGGGUUGCUGCUCAAGAAAAAUCACGGAAGGCGGGAUUGAUUGCUUCAAGUAGUAAUAUGGAUGGGAGGGGUGGGUACAGCACGGGUUGGCGGAGGCUUUGGGGUUUACAACUCCCCAACAAAAUUAAGGUGUUUCUUCGGAGGGCAUGCAUUGGGUUUCUCCCUUGUGCUGCGGUGUUGAGACAAAGAAGAGUGUGCAACAGUGCAAUGUGUGGGGCUUGUGGGUUUAGAGAUGAAUCUGUUCUUCAUGCUUUGUGGGAGUGUACAGUGGCUCGUCAAGUUUGGAAGUGUACUUUUUUGGCUGAGUGGGAUGUUUAUUUAAGAAGUUGCGUUGGUCAAGAGGAGAAGAAUGAAUUGGCUAGUAGGCGUGAUGUAGGUUCACAUGUGCAGCAGACUAUUAGAUGGAGGUGUCCAAGGCCAGGAGCAAUUAAAUUGAAUGUAGAUAGAGCUUUGAAGAUUGGACAGGGGACUUUUGGCACUGGCGCAGUGUGCAGAGAUGAAGCGAGGACCUGUAUUGGUGUUUUGGCUGUUCCAGGGAAAGGUUAUCUAAGUCCACAAACAUGUGAGUUCCUGGCUUUAAUUAAUGGAUUGCACUUCUCCCAUUUAGAGAUUGAAGGCGAUGCGCAGAACAUCUUCGCGGCGCUUGCAUCUAACCAGGAGGAUCUUAGUUCGGAGGGGGCUUUGGUAGAUGAAGCCAAGCCUAUUAUCGGAUUUAAAUCAAGAGAAGGUUUUGGGAAAGCCACCAUUCCUAAAUCAAGAGAAGGUUUUGGGACCUACAUGCUAGCUGUGAGUUCAUGA